AUGAUUCGUUUGAGUUUGAUAAUUCUGUUUGUAGUAGACACGUGUUAUUCUGAUGCAGUAAUUGUAACGAUAGAUUGGAAUGAUAUUACACAUACAAGCAAUACAAGUUUAACGUUACUUGUAGUUGAAAAUCCCUUACUUCGACGUGAAUCACCGAUUCAUGAUACUGUUUUUCAAUCAUUGAAUCAAUUACAAACAGAUUAUACACGUUUUUUGACAUGGUAUCCUUAUCCGCGUUUAGCCGUAGCCGAAUUAGAACCACCAUCAGGUCUCUCACAAUGUAAAAAUGUUCCUUAUUUAUCUAAUCUUACCUUGACAUGUGCAUUAAGUGGUGGCCGAAUUAACAAAAUUGAGUUUGCAUCAUUUGGUACACCGACUGGUACUUGUGGCAAUUAUACAAUUGGCCAAUGUCAUUCAAAUAAGACAAUGAGCGUUAUACGAAAACUGUGUCUCUUUCGACGUAUUUGUACUGUCUAUGUUACUAAUGAUCUAUUUGAUGGAGAUCCAUGUCCUGGAAUGAAUAAACGUUUAGCCGUUCAGAUCACAUGCUAUCCACCUCAAAAUAACACAUAUUGGGAUUUCACUACUCUUGAUCCAUUAGUUGAAGAUUUUUUGAAUGCAACACAAGGUCAUUCGAGUAUUAUUGAUUUUUCUACGCAACCUCGAUGGUUGUACACUCUGCCUGCAAUAGAUCAAUAUCCUGAUUCAGAUGAUCAAGUUGAUUGGAACUAUCCAGCUGGAAUAGAGUUGAUUGAUAAAACAGGACAACAAAUUGGAGAUUAUUAUGGUCGUUUAGCGGCUUGGUAUACAAAAGGAGGAUUUAUCGAUGAAUACGGUAGAAAACACGUGAGUAAUCAUUAUUACAAUAUUUCAAUAUGGGAAGUGUUAAAUGAAGUGGAUUUUGAACAUUGGAAUGGAAUUGAACAGUACACACUUAUUUAUGAUAGUGUUGUAGAAAGCGUGAGAAAAAUGGUAGAUCCUGAACAAAAUAUUAAAUUCGUUGGAUUAUCGCUUGGAAAUCCUAGUGAAUUUACCAAAUUUUCUUACUUUCUUAAUUCGUCGAAUCAUCGUCCAAAUAUUCCACUAGAUUGGAUUAGUUAUCAUUUCUACGCUUUUCCAACGAGCAGAACGGAUCCACGUACAUACGAACAAUUCUUCCCACAGACAGAUGUAUUUGUAGAAAAAGUAAAAAACAUUGAAACAAUUCGUCGUGCAUUAUCUCCACUUACACGUACUACAAUCAAUGAACUCGGUGUCAUUCUACCAGAUGAUAAUAAUCCUAAUGCUGAAGCAAUUCCACUGAUAUACUGGAAUGCAGCUGCAGCUGCUUUUGCAUAUAUAUUCUGUCAAUUAGCACCACUUGGCAUUGAUGUUAUUGGUUCAUCUCAACUAGUUGGUUAUCCACAAUUGUCUGUAUUAGGUGGUUUAUCACCACAAUUUCCAUCUGUAGCACUAUUAGAUUGGAAUACUGGUAUUGGAAAUGCACGAUAUUGGACACUCACGCUAUUACAUUCACAUUUUCAAGCUGGUAGCAAAGCAGUAAGAACGGACGUCAGCGGCGUAGCACAACCGAGAAUUUAUGCUCAAGCAUGGGUGUGUAAUCAGCAAAAACAUAAAUUAUUAUUAAUCAAUACAAAGUUCGGUGAAGUAAAUGUCACGAUAGAAAACAGUGCUGGUAGUAUCGCAUGGAUAGUAGAUAAAUUUAGUAAUGAAUCAGGUGCACGAUCGCUGCGAAUGAGUAGUGAUACACUGUUGAUUACAGAAUAUGCGGUUGUUGUUAUUGAACUAGUAUUACCUCCUUCGAUCACUUUCAAGACUUACCUUAGCAUUUUAUAUAUUCUUUGGUUUGACGAAAAUUCGUUUAUUGUAGCAGCUGCGCUGAUAUUAUUAUUUAUGAUAUAUUACAAGAAAAGUUAA
Molecule: messenger RNA, 1917 nt
Organism: Didymodactylos carnosus
Lineage: Eukaryota; Metazoa; Rotifera; Eurotatoria; Philodinida; Philodinidae
Source: the annotation of a GenBank genome assembly